UGCAGAUCGUUGAUUCGUUUUCAUGGCAACAGUGAGUCAUGCGAGCAGAACGCGGCGUUGAUCGCGCGGCACUUCUGCUGUCGUCCUUCCACCACCCGAUCUUCCCCAUCCCCGCAAGCAUGGAGCGCAUCCUGACGAGAAACCAUGCUAUCAAUGCACAUACAUCCACAGUCUCAUAUGGACACGAUCUUCUUGUUACAUUGCUGGAAGAGACGGCGACGGAAACAGCCCGCCUCCUCCAAGCUCCACCAACACCCUCAACGCCCACACCACAAACCCCACAGCAAGAGCAUGCACAAGUUCCCCGAAGACCCUCGUCAAUGCUUCUAUCACGUAAACCGUCUACGUUUGCGGCGAAACCAGAAACCCUUCCUGCGCAUCCUACGCGCAAGGUGUCCCAGGCUCUAUUGGAAGACCAACACGUGACAUCGAUAGAACGAGGACCAGCACCUGCUGCUGGUACGGAGAUAGUAACCAAAGAACUCUUUGCUGACGCAGAAUACCAAUCCUAUCUUGACUAUCUAACCUCUUGCUCAUUGGAGUCACUUAAAAAUGAGCCCGUGUCAUUGACGAAGGAGGCUACCCGAUUACAACAACAACUAGCGGAUCUCGCCUACACUGAAUACCGAUCAUUCUUGCGCGCGAAUGAGUGCACGAGAGCAUUCCGCGACACGUUUGAAGCGUUGGAAAGUCGACUAGACUCACUCACGAGCUUGCUGCCGGAUCUUGAGAGAGAGUGCACUUCCUUCGCCUCCUCGUCAGCUGCUGACGUGUUGAAACAAAGACGACGCGAACAUUUGGUUCUUAACCAACACUCGAAAUUGGUGGAGAUUCUCGAAAUACCUCAGCUCAUGGAUACAUUGAUUCGAAACGGAUACUAUGAAGAAGCAAUGGAUUUGCAUACUCAUGUACAACGACUGCUGCUUCGAUUUCCGCAUUUCGAGCUCUUGAAGUCCGUGGCCGAUGACCUUGAUGAGGCAAUCAAAGUCAUGUUGGCACAGCUCGUAAACCUUUUCGCGGGCGAUGUGAAAUUGCCGUUGUGUAUCCGUGUUGUGGGCUAUCUACGACGCAUGGAGGCCUUACCUGAGCCCGAAUUAAGGUUGACAUUUUUGCAACAACGAGAUAAAUUUUUUCGAAAGCGCAUUGAAGAAGGUUGCGGGAAGGAACCGAGUGGUACUGGUGCAGGCAAGGAUCAUCUCGACUACCUAAAGAAAUACAUCGAUGUUUGGACGUGUCGAGAGUGUUUUUUCGAUAUCGUUGCCCAAUAUCGAGGGAUAUUUUCCGAUUCCCUAAACACGCAGACAAGUCACGCAACCACUGAAGCACAUCAGGGGAAGUCAACUUCCGCACUCCUCUACGACGCCACGGCCCAUCCAACACUCACGCAGUCCAUUCUCACUUCAUACGUCACAUACCGCAUCGAACACCUAUGCACCACAUUGAAAACUCAUCUACCGCAUGUUACGGACGCAAGUCAGGUCGCCAGCUUGUCAACACAAACCAUGUAUUUCGGGAUGAGUCUUGGGUGGGUGGGAAUUGAUUUACGUGGAUUAGUUGGACCGCUAUUUGAAGAAACGGUUGCGGGGAUUGUUGAGAAAAUCAUUGGGGAAAGUGUACGAGAUUUUGUUGGGUGGGUGAAGGAAAAUUCUGCUGUCAGCAUAGGAGCAGAAUUAGGGACACCUACCGGGCGUACCACGACAGCAAAGGAUCCGUUCUUGACGGGCAUCUACGUCAAACACUCUACCAUUCCGAAUGCAGAAUGGACAACCCCACGAACUGGUGGCGGCCCUCAACCCAUACGAGUCAUACCGGCACCCACACCGCUAUUGGCCCACCCACCUCUUGCACACCUUCUCAACGCCUUUUUCACCGCCUAUAAUAACCUACGCGCUCUCCCUGCACCAUCUCUCCGGACCCGAAUGGAAUCGUAUGUCCAGGAAAAAUUGAUCCUCUGUGCGGAGACCUUGGACGAGGGAAUCGCGUCUGGAUGGGAUGGUUGGUCCGAAGACGGCAGGAAGAUUGCAAAAUUAGCUGCUGCUGCAUGGAUAGAUAUGUUAGUGCCAAACGUGAUGGAUGGUCUACAAAUGGUGUUUGGUGGGCAGAAAGCUGAAGGUGCUAGUCAGCUAGAAAAGAUUGUGGGGCCAUUGAAGAAGUGGUUGGUGGAUUCCAGCGGUCAACAGGACAAUGCAGAGUCACAAACUGUACUCGCAGCAAAUGACGAGGCCGUCCCUGUAGGACAGAACGGCGGACUCGCCAAAAGUGAGAAUCAGAAAGACAGCGAUGGUGACGACUUGCAUCCCUUGGAAGCGAAACCGGAUGAGGAUGAACGGGAUACAAACCUAGGUGACCAGGAGAGGGUGACACCGGCUGCUGUGAAAGUUACUGUCGCUGCACAUCCUUUAGAAGGACCCGAUGCAUCGGGCAAUGGCUGAUUUAAUAACAAUAAUAAUUAUCAGAGCCUCUACCG
Spizellomyces punctatus DAOM BR117 is the source of this 2467-nucleotide messenger RNA. RefSeq names its product Golgi transport complex subunit COG8. The transcript has a single exon. Gene Ontology annotation, cellular component: COG complex. The record is from RefSeq and is a predicted model, not a curated record. Gene Ontology annotation, biological process: intra-Golgi vesicle-mediated transport. Lineage: Eukaryota; Fungi; Chytridiomycota; Chytridiomycetes; Spizellomycetales; Spizellomycetaceae. The coding region runs from base 39 to 2432 and encodes 797 amino acids.